AUGGCGACGGGAGGAGACCAGCAAGCGCGGCCGGCGAGCUUAGCAGCGGUGCAUUCUCUGCCCGUUAAGACGACAUUUCGGGGCACAACGGACGUUGUAGAGAACUUCUCGCGGCACAUUGUGCGCACGGAGGGUGGGGAGCUGCGCAACCGACUGCGUGGUCGCACACUCAUUGGCCGAGAGGUCAUUUUGCCGCCGUCUUACGUUCUUGCGUGCGUGAGUUUUGUGCCGCGGCGGCAGCAGCAGCAGCAGGGGACGGAAGCGGCUGGGCGUUUGGCCUUCUCGGCGCCGCCGUCGGCUCAGAUGGAGGCCUCGGCCGCGGACGUUCGCGUUACCGCCACUGCGGAUAGCCUUUGUGUUUGGGAGCACGACAAACCGCCCGAGCGUGCGGAGGCGCUGGGGCAUUGGCUAGAACUUUCCCAUGCCAUACACUGUGCUCCAUAA
This is a messenger RNA of Trypanosoma rangeli, 444 nucleotides long. RefSeq names its product putative ribonuclease H1/H2 small subunit. The coding region runs from base 1 to 444 and encodes 147 amino acids. Gene Ontology annotation, biological process: RNA catabolic process. The transcript has a single exon. Lineage: Eukaryota; Euglenozoa; Kinetoplastea; Trypanosomatida; Trypanosomatidae. Gene Ontology annotation, cellular component: ribonuclease H2 complex. The record is from RefSeq and is a predicted model, not a curated record.